Plasmodium knowlesi strain H is the source of this 1095-nucleotide messenger RNA. RefSeq names its product conserved Plasmodium protein, unknown function. The transcript has a single exon. Lineage: Eukaryota; Apicomplexa; Aconoidasida; Haemosporida; Plasmodiidae. The record is from RefSeq and is a predicted model, not a curated record. The coding region runs from base 1 to 1095 and encodes 364 amino acids.
AUGAUCACCUCCAUAGAUGUGGUGCACGAACUGCUGACGACGAUAUACAGCAGUAUAUUUUCGCAAAGGAGCAAAGACAUCCUCAAGUACGACGUGUUGCUCUACCUGGACGAUCACUACUAUUUUGAUAUAAUCCGAAAAGUGAGCGAAGAUAUAAAGGAGUUAGAUCCCGACGCAUGUGUCCUACAAAGGGAGGAUGACUUUAACAAAAUUUUCAUGCAAUUUAAUGAGAGCAGGAAUUACAUCGUUAAAGAUAAAGUAUAUGAAAAUGAGAACGAACGCAGGAUAGACUUUCUGCACGAGGUGCUUGCCGAUUUGUUGUGUUUGCUAUAUGAGAAAGGAAAAAAUGGCUUCAAGGAUGUGAGGGUCAUUACGAAGAGGGGACGACACACAGAUAAGGAAAACACUAAGUGGGAAAAAAUAAAAGAGGAGUUAGUUCAGAUUGAAAAGUUACAUGGAGAGCAGAGAAAGGAAGCUACAUCAGAACCCCCACUCAUGGCCAUGUUAAGUAGCAACCCAAAGGGAAAUUUGGACGAGACGUACAUCAGGCAAGUCCUGAGCAUCCCAAAGGAGCACUUCCAAAAUGAAGAUAUUAUAAUAAAGCAAAGCCUAGACAAAGAGACAGAAAAAAAGAUAAACGAACUGUUGGAACAUCUUAAUUUAGAAUACGAGAUGAGAUACUACUACCUCUUUCUAAAUCACUACCUGACUAUGCAGACAUUGUUCAUGUCCCCAUUAAUUGACUUAACCUCUGAGGAAUUGAAAAAGAUUAUAAAUAGAAUUGUACACAUUAAAAGAAUGACCUACCAACCUGUUACUAUAUACGAUGUGCUUUCAUUUCAGUACAGCAACAUUGCAUUUUUUAAGUCUUCUCACGACAACUUGGCUUCUCCAGUGAAGAAGGUACAACUUGUAGGGGAGACCAUCGAACGUGGUGGCAUACCCACUACGUUUUCGAAGAAGGUGAUCAUGAAAGAUGUAAUCAGUGCGAACAUAUCUCUUAAGGAGAAGUACAACAAGGUGAAGCGCCACAAUGAGGGGAAUUUCGGGGGGAGAUACAAGGCUCGCAAUUAUUACGACAACUCCAGGAGGUAA